Messenger RNA from Dermatophagoides pteronyssinus (European house dust mite), 2317 nucleotides. RefSeq lists its product as uncharacterized. Lineage: Eukaryota; Metazoa; Arthropoda; Arachnida; Sarcoptiformes; Pyroglyphidae. Gene Ontology annotation, molecular function: RNA polymerase II cis-regulatory region sequence-specific DNA binding; DNA-binding transcription factor activity, RNA polymerase II-specific. The record is from RefSeq and is a predicted model, not a curated record. Gene Ontology annotation, biological process: regulation of transcription by RNA polymerase II.
ACAAAAAGAAUUAUCAUCAUCAACGAUGAAUGAAAACAAUGAUUCAAAGAAAUCAUUACCAACACCAUUAUCAUCAGCAGCAGCGACAAUUACAUCGCAAUUACCAUUGCCAUUAUCAUCCACAACACAUCCAUUAACACCACAACAACAACAACAAUUAAUCAUGUUGGCCGCACAAAAAGAAAUUCAGGCAUUCUAUUUAGCACAACAACAACAUCAACAAGAAUUACUUUUGAAGACAAAUGGAAUUCUGGAUUCUAAAUCGAAUCCGAUUUCAUCAUCAUCAAUGUUAAUCAAUGGACCAAUAACAAAUCCUAAUUUACAACAAUCAUCAAUGGCAGCAUUUAUGGCACCAUUUGUAAAUUCAAUAUUGGCUAAAAAUAUUCUUAAUAAUCAUAAUCAUCAAAAUAAACUAACAUCAACACCAUCAACAAUGUUGAAAUUAUUACCCGAAUCUUAUGAUAAUCAUCAUCAUUUACUGAGAAAACAAAAUAUAUCAUCAGGAUCAAGAUCAAAAACACCGAUAACAACAAGUCCUUCAACAUCACCAAAUAAUACAAAAGAAUCUAAUUUACAUAAACAAACAAGUACAAACAAAUCAAACAGAAUUAAACAAAUGAAAACUAGUCCAAAACAAAAAUCAACAACAACAACAAAAACAUCGACAAAAACUGGUUUCAGUGUUUUAGAUAUUCUUGGUUCGAAAAUUGAUGAUGAUAAUCAUAAUAAUGAUGAUCAGAAUAAUGAUGGUCAAAAUGAUGAUGAUGAGGACAAAGAUCAACAAUCACGUCCAUCAUCAUCAAUAUCAUUAUUAUCAUCAUCAACAUCCACAUCAUCAUCAUCUAAUUUUAAAAUAACUAAUAAAAAUGAUAAUCAAAAUCCGAAUAAUAAUAAUAAUAAAUCUUCUAAUAAAUUUAACAGUGAUAGCGGAGGCGGCGAUGGUGUUAAUGAAUCUUCGACAACAGCAUCAACAACAACAACAUCAACAUCAACAACAACAAUAUCACCUGGUGAACAACAAUCAAAAAUACAUUUAGUGCAAUCAACAACAACAACAUCAUCCACAUCAUCAUCAUUAUCACCAUUAUCAUCAUCAACAGCGACAAUUAAUACCGAAUCGAAUAAUGGUCCAAAUCAUCAUCAUCCGAAUAAUUUUUCAAAUACAAAUUCAUCAUUUUAUUAUAACUCGAAUCCAAUUGAUCAUGGAUCAUCAUCAUCGACAACAACAAAUAAUAAUAAUAAUAAUCAACAAUAUGCAGCAUAUAGUCGUUAUUUUGCAGCUACUAAUCAUUCAAAUCAAGAAACAAAUAUAUUUCUAAAUCCAUCAGCAUUUGGUCAAUAUUCAUCUGCAUUAGGUUCAGCAUUACCAAAUUAUUUAAAUCAUCAUUCAUUAAUGGAUGGUUCAUCAUUGAUUGGUUUACAUUUAUUAGAUAAUAAUAAUCAUCAAAAUCCUAUUGGUAAUCCGAAUAAUGCAUUUAUUGAAACAGGUCAGGAUACAGAAUUAACAGCAUCAUAUAAAAAUUUAGCUGCAAAUUAUAAUCAUAAUCAUGGAAAAUUUACCAUUAAUAAUAAUCAUCGUCAAUCAACUGGAUCAUCAUCAUUAUUUUCACCAACCAAUACAAAUCGAACAAGUAAUAAUCAAAGUCCAUAUAAUUCGGAUGAAAAUUUAAGUGUUACUGAUAGUAAUGAUGAUAUGAUUGAUGAUGAUGAUGUUGGUAGUGAUCUAAUAAGGAAUGGUGAUUCAUCAAAUAAAUCAUCUGAUUAUCAUCAUCAUCAUCAUCAUGGCCAAAUGGACAUGGUUGGAAAUGUUACACAAAAAAAACGUAAACGACGUGUAUUAUUUAGUAAAGCACAAACAUUUGAAUUAGAAAGAAGAUUUCGACAACAACGUUAUCUUUCCGCUCCGGAACGUGAACAUUUAGCCAAUAUUAUUCGAUUAACACCUACGCAGGUAAAAAUUUGGUUUCAGAAUCAUCGUUAUAAAACAAAACGUGCAACACAGGAAAAAACAAUGGAACAUUCACAACCACCAUCACAUUUAUCAUCACAUCAUAUUGGUGGAACGUCAUCAUCAUCAUCAUCAAAACGUAUAUCACUUUCAGGAUUAAUUCGUGCUGGACAAGCUGAAUCUAAAUCAAUAAUGGCUACGGGUGGUGGUGCUGGUGGUGAUCAUCAUUCUCAUCAUCAGCAUCAUCAUCAUGGUUCUGGAACGCCAGCAACAUCAAAUCAUCAUCAUCAUCAUCAUCAACAAUUAAUGUCACAACAUGCAGCAGCAGCUGCAGCAUGGGGAUCAGCAAGUUUAUUCUGGAAUAAUUAA